This is a messenger RNA of Oryzias melastigma (Indian medaka), 5960 nucleotides long. RefSeq names its product 1-phosphatidylinositol 4,5-bisphosphate phosphodiesterase beta-1 (gene plcb1l). The record is from RefSeq and is a predicted model, not a curated record. Gene Ontology annotation, molecular function: calmodulin binding; phosphatidylinositol-4,5-bisphosphate phospholipase C activity; calcium ion binding. Gene Ontology annotation, cellular component: cytoplasm; nuclear speck. Lineage: Eukaryota; Metazoa; Chordata; Actinopteri; Beloniformes; Adrianichthyidae. Gene Ontology annotation, biological process: phosphatidylinositol-mediated signaling; lipid catabolic process; memory. Bases 582 to 4322 code for a protein of 1246 amino acids. The transcript has 33 exons.
AUAGUUGGAUCUUUAAACCCGAUUGAACUGUCAGGAAGGGCAUCCGGCGUAAAACUGUUGAUUUACACGCGUAAAUUGUCUCGCGAGAAUAAAAAAAUCACAUUUUCCUGUUUAUAAUUAAAAAAACUAAUGAAUGAAGUCUUGAUGUUUGGGUUCCCGUCUGACACACACAUCCAGGUAUCUCCUCCACACCUGUGGGCCGCUGUUGCAUCCACCUGCUGCUCCCCCCGCCGCGCGCCGCCGCGCACCGACGCGCGCCGCGGACGCACGGAGGCGCCAGAUCACUUAAGCAUCGAUCCGGUCCCUGUUCUCACGAGUGGAUCCGAUUCCGCGCCAGACGUGCAACUCAUUCAGAUGCGCCGUUCGCUCUGCGCGUCUGUCACACGCGUGCGCUCUCCUCCUCCUCUGUGCGCGUCCUCCGCGCCGCCGCCGCCAAUGCGGGUAUGACAGACGGGCACGAGGAGUAGUAGUAGCCGGAUUCAUUGGAGGACAGAGGCGGAGCGGGCACCGGAGCGGGCACGGGGACGGGCACGGGGAAGUGAGUCAUUUCUUGCCGCGCGUCGAGAGGAGCGGAUGAGUCAAUGGCCGGGGCACAGCCGGGAGUGCACGCGCUGCAGCUCAAGCCAGUGUCCGUGCCGGAGUGCCUGAAGAAGGGCAACAAAUUCAUGAAAUGGGACGAUGAUUCUACAACGGUGACCCCAGUGACCCUGACAGUUGACCCUAAAGGUCACUUCCUGUACUGGACGGACCAAAACAAGGACACGGACCUGCUGGAUAUAGCGUCCAUAAAAGAUGCCAGAAACGGAAAGUUCUGUAAAACGCCAAAGGAUGCUAAGCUCCGGGAGCUGCUGGACAUCAGCACUCUGGUGGGGAAGCUGGAGAACAGGAUGCUGACGGUGGUGAGCGGCACGGACAUGGUGAACAUCACCUACCUGAACUUCAUGGCCUUCCAGGAGGAGAUCGCAAAGGAAUGGGCAGAGGAACUCUUCAACCUGGCAUCAAACCUGCUGGUGCAAAACCUGUCAAGAGAGGCCUGUCUGGAGAAGGCAUACACUCGACUGAAGCUGCAGCUCAACCCUGAGGGACGGAUCCCUGUCAAGAAUAUCUUCAGGAUAUUCUCAGCUGACAGGAAGCGAGUGGAGACAGCUCUGGAAAGCUGUAACCUCCCUUCUGGCAGAAAUGACUCCAUCCCCCAGGAGGACUUCACCCCCGAGGUUUACAGCAUGUUCCUCAGCAACAUCUGCCCCCGCCCGGAGUUGGACCACAUCUUCUCUGACAUCGGGGCGAAGAGCCGGCCGUACCUCACCGUGGAGCAGAUGACCGAGUUCAUCAACAGCCGACAACGAGACCCUCGGCUGAACGAGAUCCUCUACCCCCCGCUCAAGGCGGAGCAGGUCCAGGUUCUGGUGGACAAAUACGAGCCCAACACUUCUCUGGCUCAGAAAGGUCAAAUGUCGGUGGAAGGUUUCUCCAGAUACCUGAACGGAGAAGAGAACAGCAUCAUCCCCCCUGAGAAGCUGGACCAGAGUGAAGACAUGACCUUCCCCCUCUCCCAUUACUUCAUCAACUCCUCCCAUAACACAUACCUCACAGCCGGCCAGCUCGCAGGAAACUCUUCGGUGGAGAUGUACAAACAGGUUCUGCUGUCCGGCUGCCGCUGCAUUGAACUGGACUGCUGGAAGGGUCGCACCACAGAAGAAGAACCCGUCAUCACUCACGGCUUCACCAUGACCACGGAAAUCUCCUUCAAGGAAGUGAUAGAAGCCAUCGCUGAGUGUGCCUUCAAGACCUCCCCUUUCCCCAUCAUCCUGUCCUUCGAGAACCACGUGGACUCACCCAAGCAGCAGGCCAAGAUGGCCGAGUACUGCCGCUCGAUAUUUGGAGACGCAUUACUGACGGAGCCUCUGGAGAAAUACCAGCUGGAGGCUGGCGUGCCGCUGCCCAGCCCCAUGGAGCUGAUGGGGAAAAUACUGAUCAAGAACAAGAAGAAACACCACAAGGCCGACGGAAGCACCAAGAAGAAGCUCUCCGAGCAGGUCUCCAACACCUACAGCGACUCGUCCAGCGUGUGCGAGCCGUCCUCUCCGAGCGCCGGUUCAACCAAAGAGGAGCUGGCGGAGCCCCCCCAGCCCUGCGAGGCCGCUGAUCUCGGGCUGAGGGCGACGAGCAGAAAGUCCAUCGGUGAAGUGGAGGCUGAAAGUGACGAGGAAGACGACGAUGACGACGACUGUAAAAAGGGCUCCAUGGACGAGGGCACCGCCGGCAGCGAGGCCUUCGCCACGGAGGAAAUGUCCAACCUGGUCCUCUACAUCCAACCGGUCAAGUUCCACAGCUUUGAGACUUCUAAAAAGAUCAAUCGCAGCUUCCAGAUGUCGUCGUUCGUGGAGACCAAAGCUUUGGAGCAGCUGACCAAGUGUCCCGUGGAGUUCGUGGAAUACAACAAGCUGCAGCUCAGCCGGAUCUACCCGAAGGGCACCAGGGUGGACUCGUCCAACUACAACCCGCAGCUCUUCUGGAACGCCGGCUGUCAGCUGGUGGCUCUGAACUUCCAGACCGUCGAUUUAUCCAUGCAGCUCAACCUGGGAAUGUUCGAGUACAACGGGAAGUCCGGCUACCGGCUCAAACCGGAGUUCAUGAGGAGGCCGGAUAAACACUUCGACCCUUUCACGGAGAGUACGGUGGACGGGAUCGUCGCCAACACGCUGUCGGUUAAGAUCAUCUCAGGUCAGUUCUUGUCCGAUAAAAAGGUGGGAACGUACGUGGAGAUCGACAUGUUCGGCUUGCCGGUCGACACCAAGAGGAAAGCGUUCAAGACGAAGACGUCUCAGGGGAACGCCAUCAACCCGGUGUGGGAGGAGGAGGCCAUCGUGUUCAAGAAGGUGGUCCUCCCCACACUCGCCUCUCUCAGGAUCGCGGUGUUUGAGGAAGGAGGGAAGUUCAUCGGCCAUCGCAUCUUUCCUGCGUCGGCCAUCCGUCCAGGUUAUCACUACAUCAACCUGAGGAACGAGAAGAACCAGCUGCUGACGCUGCCGUCCCUCUUCGUGUACGUGGAGGUGAAGGACUACGUCCCCGACACCUUUGCAGACGUCAUCGAGGCGCUGUCCAACCCCAUCCGCUACGUCAACCUGAUGGAGCAGAGAGCCAAUCAGCUGGCUGCUCUCACUCUGGAGGAGGGGGGCGAGGAGGAGGGAGACAAAGAGGUGGAGGCGGGAAGCGAUGCUCCCUCCGAGGCUAAAGUGGACCAGCGGGCGGUGCAGCCCGCAGAAAACGGACUGAGCCACACGCCCAUCAUCGCCUCCAAACCGCCGUCGUUGGUCGGCCCGCCGCAGUCUGCAGGUGCAGGUUCACUGAAACCGGCGGUGAAGACUGAAGACAUCAUCCAGAGCGUCCUCACUGAGUUGGAGGCUCACACGGUGGAGGAGCUGAAGCAGCAGAAGACUUUCGUUCGGGAGCAGCGCAAGCAGUACAAGGAGAUGAAGGAGCUGGUCCGCAAGCACCACCGCAAGACCAGCGAGAUGAUCAAGGAGCACACGGCCCGCAUCUCCGAGCUGCAGGGCCAGCACCAGCGCCGGCGCUCCGCCCUGCAGAAGAGUUAUAAACGAGACGGUAAGAAGAGUCAGUCCGAACACUCGCUGUCGUCUCUGGACCAAGAGCUGACGGAGUUGGAUCAGGAGUGCAGCCAGCGGCUGGCUGAGCUGAAGGAGCAGCAGCAGCAGCAGCUCCUCGCCCUCCGCCAGGAGCAGUACUACAGCGAGAAGUACCAGAAGCGGGAGCACAUAAAGCAGCUGGUCGAGAAACUGACGACUUUAGCAGAAGAAUGCCAGAGCGUGCAGCUGAAAAAGCUCCGAGACAUCUGCGAGAAAGAGAAGAAAGAGCUGAAGAAGAAGAUGGACAAACGGAGACAGGAGAAGAUCAACGAGGCCAAAUCCAAAGACAAGAACGUGACGGAGGAAGAGAAGCUGGAGAUCAACAGAUCGUUUGUGAACGAGGUGGUCCAGUAUAUAAAACGGCUGGAGGACGCUCAGAGCAAACGGCAGGAGAGGCUGCAGGAGAAGCACAAGGACGUCCGGCAGCAGAUCCUGGACGAGAGGCCAAAGUUGCAGAGCGAUCUGGACCAGGAGUACCAGGACAAGUUUCGCCGGCUACCCGUUGAGAUCCAAGAGUUCGUCCAGGACGGCAGCAAGGCCAAACAGAGCGGCGACCUCAUCCACGGAGUCCUCGUGUCCUCCUCCACCUCCGAGAAACUCAACCACAAGGCGUCGCAGUCCGAGGACGACACGGAGGAGGGCUCGUCGGAACAUGUCUACGACACGGCCCUUUAGGACCCCUUUGCUCCACUCUGUGACUUUAUUUCAAAAUCGAGGAUGAAACUCCCUCACAUUGUAAGCGAUGGGAGGAUUAGGGGACAGUUGGUGAGUAGAGGGCCUCUCUGCGUGAGAAGCGUUUGUUGUAAAUAACCUUUUUGUGCGUUUGUAUGUACGUUGUUGUCUCUUUUGGUACGGCCACAGGAGGUGGUACAACACUAACUACUUGCAGGAAAAGACUUUUACUUGAACUUUUGCACAGAGAUUAGUUUCUUUUCAUUUCUCCGUCAUCGGGACGUUGUAGGGAGAUGUGGCGUGCCAAGACUUUUUGAUUGUCCAAUCUUCAGUCCGCCGCUUCACUGUGCAGACCGGCUGACCCCGCCCAGCCUCCAUGGUUACAGUCCUCGUGUUGCACUGACCGUCAUGACUUUGGUUUGCUUUCUGGUUCUCACAGAGUUAAUCCUACGUGUUGCUGCUAAAUAUUUGGAUCCACUUUAACACAGUUUAGUUAUACAUGGGAUGUUGAUUUUUAACAAGUUUGCAUCAUUUGUGAGCAGUUCUGUCCCAGCGGGAGCAAAGGGAAUCGUGCUGUACAGCGUCUGCAUGUAUCUGAACUGUAACCGUUACAGUAGGUGUGUAGCAGACAUGUUAAUAAUAAUCCCUGUAAAUAGUCAUCACUCCUGAGUGCGCUGUGACUGUACCUGCUCAACCGUUGACAUUGUGGCUCACUGAACAGGACUGAGGGAUGUUUGUGUUUCUGUCGCUGCUCGUUUGCCCUCCAGAACUCAAACAGUCCAUCCAGGACGUUCAAACACGAGCAGAUCCUGUUGUGGUUUACAGGUAGCCGUUCCCUUGUGUACCCACAGGUGCAUUCAGGAGCAACCUGACACUUCAGCCCACGCGCUCACCUCUCAGAAUUUACAGAGGGAUUCUUUUGUUGAGUUUACGCCGGCGUUUGGCUGGACCUCCUCCUCCUCUAACCACUCCCACUUUCUGUACCGAUGAGGUAAAGAAAACUACGCUUAAGUUUGCAAUUCUGAGUAUUUCUUUUUUAAAAUUAGUUGUGUCGUUUGAAAAAGAUCGUAUUUGUGACAUUGAAAAUAUGCUAACAGCUUCAGGCUCCGCCCCAUUCCGAUGCAUCCACUUGUAGACAUCUAGAUUCGUGGAUGUCUUGGUUUCCCUCGUCUGCUCGCCAUUUUUGUUGCACUGGUAACGUUAUUCGGCUAGCGCGAGAGCAUGUAAACAGAGAGCUCUCAUCAAUAGUGAAAGGGGGUGGAGUUAUACAAAGGCCACAGCUCAAGCUACGUUCACACUGUUCUCGGCAAUGCACAUUCAGGCCGCCACAUCAAAUGAAAGGUCAACGGAAACGUGGAUAAUUGCGAGUUUAUGAAAAAAAAACAGUUUUUACGACUGUUUCUGUCUCCACGUACAAACAAUCAAUAUAAGCUUACCCAAUUACGUGUUUCCUGCUUCUGCAUCCAAGAUUCUCGUAUUUACAGUUCACGCAUAGAUUUACACUGUCAUUGGGCUCCGUGUGCAAAAAGGUCUAGUAAACUUAAAUUAUUUUUUUGCUUCUACGUUCAAAACUCAAGUUUAUGUUUUCUCACGUUGCUAGAAAAGUUUUUAAGGACUGUUUUUGGCCUCCACGUACAAAAA